CGUAUAGCUCUUCGUCACACGCGAAAGUUGGGGAACUUUCACAAUGUUUUAUAGCCCUCCUCCCCGACAUCUAAGUCCCCUGGACCCCACGGCUGCCGAGCGCAUAUCUGUGUCCAUGAUAGGCCACAGAUCUUGAAGAAAUCGAGACGGUGACGUGGUGGCUUGAGUAGGCCAAUCGGAAUAUCCCACUCACGCCUCUAUUUAUAUUUAUAUUAAUUAAGGAUCGAUAUCUGCAGGGAGAAGUUACUGACGGCGUACAGAAUUUUACCUAUGAGUAGAAUCCAAGACAAGCCCCCAAUUAGAGCAGAGUAGGUAGAUAAGGUCAGAUCAAGGGGGCAGAUCAAAUAUCACUCCUCUUCUUGGAGACACGAAUUCUAAGCGUCACACAUGUCUCCUAUACGCAUAAUACACCAAUACCCACCUCUUUGAUCAUAAUCUAAUAUUUAAUCCGGCGAGCGAUGUCAGAUCUCGGGCCUUUGACGACGACGUUUACACCGGCGUCCGGGUGCAACUCUAUUCUUUCGGGGAUUGUAUACACGCAGACUCUGCAGGAUGGCAACACGACUACUCACAAGUACCACAGUCUAGGUCCUAGUGCCACGUCCGAGUGCUACCCACCAGGUUUUGAACCGGCGUCUGGCUUUUAUUCCCCUGGAAUCUGCCCGUCUGGCUGGUGGUCGGCGUGCGGGACUCUCGACGCUAUCGCAACUCUUACCGAGACUAGAGCGACCUGUUGUCCGCUCGGAUAUGUGUGCAUACAGAAGCCAGAUCCAACUGAGACGUGGUCGACCUUGUCCUGCUCAUCGUCUGCUAUUUCAUCUGUCUCCGUGACAGUCCCAGACUUGUCUAAUCAGAUAAGCAAAGUUACUGUGCUAAGUGGGAUCAUCAUACAUGCCGCAGCGAUCAACGUACGGUGGCAGAGGAGCGAUUUUAUAGCAUCUCGCACCGACGCGCCGGCUUCUUCAGCGACUUCAUCACUACCAUCAUCUCUUUCUCAACCGCCCAUACCAAGUGGGACUGAGACGGAUGAUGAGGACACGGAAACAGGGCUUUCAUUGGCCGCGAAGAUAGGCAUCGGCGUAGGUGUAGGACUGGGGGGGUUGCUCCUAAUCUCAAUCGCGAUUGGUAUCUGGUUGUGGGAAAUGCAUCAUCCUGAGGAGAAAGUGCAGCAAAGGAAUAUGACCAUCAACCGCACGCCAAAUCCUGGGGCUCAGAAAACACCGGCAGAGUUGUGGGAGCAGUACCAGCAAGAGAUGCAGACUGCGAGUAAUACACAUGAAAUGGCCACGGAGAAUAAUCGACAUGAGAUCACAGGGACUCCUAGGCCGGCUGAGCUGCCCCAUGAGAAUUGGAAGUAGUUUUCCUGAGUGCGAAUAUUGUGCUGAACCCUGUUUCUUCUAAAACUUAGUAGCAGAAUUCCUCUAAUAUCACGUAGAAAUGACUAUAUCCAUAU
Messenger RNA from Daldinia loculata, 1453 nucleotides. RefSeq lists its product as uncharacterized. Lineage: Eukaryota; Fungi; Ascomycota; Sordariomycetes; Xylariales; Hypoxylaceae. The record is from RefSeq and is a predicted model, not a curated record. Bases 459 to 1358 code for a protein of 299 amino acids. The transcript has 2 exons.